Apis dorsata (giant honeybee) is the source of this 986-nucleotide messenger RNA. It is a transcript of the gene Uqcc1, whose product is annotated as ubiquinol-cytochrome-c reductase complex assembly factor 1. Gene Ontology annotation, biological process: mitochondrial respiratory chain complex III assembly. The transcript has 6 exons. The record is from RefSeq and is a predicted model, not a curated record. Gene Ontology annotation, cellular component: mitochondrion. The coding region runs from base 138 to 887 and encodes 249 amino acids. Lineage: Eukaryota; Metazoa; Arthropoda; Insecta; Hymenoptera; Apidae.
CUUUUUAUUAAGGUUAUUAAGAGAAAUGUUUUCGCUAUUUAAAAAAGAACAAGGGUUUUAGUUUGUUUUCUCAUUUAAAAAGUAAAGAAUUAAAUGUUUUUUAUAUUUUGUUAAAAAUUUAAAAUAUAUAUGACAAAAUGAUGCAUUGUACAAAAAUGUUAACUCUUAAAAAGAUACCUUUGUCGUCCACAUUAAAAUAUAUAACAGAAUAUAAAUUUAUCAAUAAUAGCAAUAUAUAUUUUUUAAUAAAACCUCAAUUUCGUCAUUUUUAUAAAAAUGUACAUAUAAAAAAUGUAUCUAAAAAUUUAAUUAAACCAAUAAGUCCAAGUGGAAUAUUUAAAAAUUUAUUACAUAGGUUUGAUCUUUUCAGGCAAAAAUAUUAUUUAAGUGGAUUAGGCUAUUUAUUAUAUGAUGACAUUCCUAGAAAUCUUAAUUAUUCAAUAUUUUUUAAAGGUUUUAAUAUGCCAGAUACAUUUUUCUCUUGGUUUUUAAUCACAGAAUUGCAUGUUUGGAUGUUAAUGGUACGUUUUAUGGCUGAAGGAGAAAAAGGUAAAGUAGUUGUAAAGAAUAUUGUCGAAGCCAUGUGGCAUGAUGUUCUUGCAAGAGUAGAAUUACUUGGUCCAAUUGCUCCAAAAGUGAAAAAGGAACAAUUAAUGGAAUUAACAUAUCAGUUUAAUGCUGCUGUAAUUGGUUAUGAUGAAGGAAUUAUGUCAGAUGAUAAAAUAUUAGCUAGUGCAUUAUGGAGAAGGUUUUUUUCUUUAGAAUGUAACAAUCCAGAACAUCUAGAAAAACUUUUAAUUUAUGUUAGAAAACAGAUUAGUGAAUUUGAUAAAAUUCCACCUGAAAAAGUUUUCCAAAAAUCAAUAGUAAAAUGGGUAGAUUUGUAAAUUAUCAAGUGAAAUUUAUUAAUAUUUCUGAAUGAAUUUGUAAAUUUUAACUAGUUAUAAUUUAAUGCAACAAAUAUAUUAAAUCUAUAUAUCAAAAUU